Messenger RNA from Necator americanus (New World hookworm), 2814 nucleotides. RefSeq lists its product as uncharacterized. The record is from RefSeq and is a predicted model, not a curated record. Bases 1 to 2814 code for a protein of 937 amino acids. Lineage: Eukaryota; Metazoa; Nematoda; Chromadorea; Rhabditida; Ancylostomatidae. The transcript is spliced from 34 exons.
AUGUCUGAAUUGGUGCCUGUUGAUGAAAAAUUAUUUGCUCGGAUUCUUCACUGCCCAAGUUGCGGUCAUGAAUAUCACGAGCAGCUGUCGAAUAUCGCUUUGGACGAGAGCACCGAUUCUGAAUCUCCUAAGAGACGCAGAAUGACCGAUCCUGCUUCGUUGGUUUGUCCAAAGUGUAACGUAACCAUCAAGGAGGAGAAAUCGGACGAUGUGAAUACCCGCAUGGAAGCUGGGAUGGCUGGUCCACUGUCUGGUGAUCACCAUACUACCAAGGCUUCUCAAGAAGACAUUUGCGGCAACCGUCCUCGUGAAGCUAAGCCGGAAAAACCAAACAAAAUGCAUGAGGAUGAUGGUGGUUUGAUAAUCGACGUAGAAAAUGUCACACCAUCACCUCCGGAUCGACUUAUCAUCGCGAAUUCUCCUACGGCUGACAGCAAAAAUUCCAUUCCAUCUGAAACGUCAAAUGGCAGCACUGUUCAUGUGAAGGCUGAAGUUAAGAAGGAAGCAUCUUUGUCCAGUGAUUCUUUGCGCGACGCAAAGCCUUCUGUAAAUGAUAAACAUAAUAUUCCUCCUGGUCCAUGUCCUGAUGAACUUCAGCAUCCCAACGAUACUACUGUUGAAAAAGAAAUUAAGUUGGAAGACGAUAAACCUUCGCCUCCUGAUCUUCUGAGUAUCCUGAGAAAUAGGGAACUAUGGUCUCCUAUUUCUGAUGAUGAAAUUUCACCAAAUACUACGCCCAUGGCAAAUUCACCCUUUCCCAACAUCCAGAACCCGAUUCUGGGAAGUGGAGCGAGUUCGUCUGCUUUCAUCCCAAAUCCAUUGGUUACUCCGCUGUCGUCUUUGCCUCCCUUUAAUGUCCAGAAUCCAGCGCUUGGCAUUGUCCCACCUGGAAUCACCAAUAAUUCGAUGAACAAUAUGGCUUCAACUCUUCUCAAUCUUCCUCUUUCGCCUCUGAAUGCUACUCCAAACUAUUCUCUCUCUCCAUAUUCCGGGAAUCUGCUGGGUAAUAUGACACCACCUUUCCCUAAUCUCAGCGUACCGCCACCACCUCUAGGUGGUAUUGCAAACUUUUGUCCUCCUGUCUUUGCCAACACACCAAUGGAAAAUCCAAUACCGCGCCCACCACCCAUGUCUACCCUUCAACAUCCAACUUUGGGGAAUACGCUAAAUCGUGGAUUUGUUCCGUUUACGGAAGAUCCAUCAAAUAAUAUGACAUCCUCUUCCGUUUCUCCUAACAUCCACGUCCCUCAAGGCGCUUUUACAGGGCCCGGUAUAAUUCCAGGUACUCCACAGAUGAAUGUUCCUCCCAACAUCCACGCUCCUCAAGCGGCUGUCGCAAGACCCAGUGCAGUUCCAGGCACUCCACAGAUGAAUGUGCCUCGUAACAUCCACGCUCCACAAGCCACUGUUGCAAGGCCCGGUGCAGUUCCAGCCUCUCCACAGAUGGAUGUUCCUGCAAACAUCCACGGACCUCAAGCCGCUGUUGCAAGGCCAGCUGAAGUUUCAGGUGCUACACAGAUGGAUGUUCCAGCGAACAUUUACGGUCAUCAAGGCGUUGUUGCAAGAUCCGGUACAGUUCCAGUUGCUCCACAGAUGAAUGUUCCUCCUAACAUCCACGCUCCUCAAGGCGCUGCUGUAAGGCCCAGUACAGUUCCAGGUACUACACAGAUGAAUGUUCCUCCUAACAUCCACGCUCCUCAAGGCGCAACUGUAAGGCCCAGUGCAGUUCCAGGUACUACACAGAUGAAUGUGCCUCGUAACAUCCACGCUCCUCAAGCCACUGUUGCAAGGCCCGGUGCAGUUCCAGCCUCUCCACAGAUGAGUGGUCCAUCUAACAUCCACGCUCCACAAAGCGCUCUUGUAAGGUCUGGUUCGCUUCCGGCUACUCCACAGAGGAAUGUUUCUCCUAAAGUCCACGGUCUUCAAGGCGCUGUUGGAAAGCCCGUUGUAGUCCCAGGUACUCCGCAGGUGAAUGUUCCUUCUAACAUCCACGCUCCUCAGGGCGCUGUUGUAAGGCCCGGUGUAGUUCCAGGUACUCCACAGAUGAAUAUGCAGGCUUCAGCUCCUGUUAGAGCCAAUCCUUCACCUCAAAGUACUAUCACGGGCUCUAAUACUCGUACUUGUGUCAAGAAUACAGCCACGAGUCCAAGUGCUCCGCAGCCUUUGCCAAAGCCUUUGCCGAAACGUCCUAUCGUUACUAGGCCUGCAGCUACCGCUAGUGCUCCUACGCAUGGACAUGCGCCGCCACCGAACGCAAAUUUGAGCGCACCGGAAUAUCAGUGUCUACAGCAGUUGACUGGGGCACCAGUAAUGAACGCACUGGAAAAGCCUCUGUUUGCUAUGUGCAUUAAAUGUAAUACUGAAUUCUAUGAAUUGAAACCUAUGGAUUUCAAACUGCUCUUCCCAGCAGAAUCUAUUCAAACAUCGUCGAAUCUGGCAGAUCUGGUUUCAUCCUUAUCCAGCGGUGAUCCGGGAGCUUUACAGCCGGCAACUUCUACGCAUACGCAUACUCGUGCUCCUUCUGCCUUGGUUUCUGAUGUUUCGAACGUUGGUCCAUCAUCUUCUCGUGCAACUCAGCAGCUGGGACGUCACGGAUCUGCGCAUAGUCUUUUGUGUAACCAAGACCAACCAACCUCAUCACACCAGGAAGACAUGUACCGUCAGUCUUGCGAAUUUUUGAGAAGCAGAGGAAUUACUCCGGAACCCAGUCCUACGGUGCAAGGGAAUCAGAACACUGCCACGAUUCGCCGUACAGUUCCAUCUGGGCGUCGUUCCACUAAGAAUAUUGGAACCAGCGGAAACAGUGCUAAAUAA